CAAGGCUAGAAACUGAACGUGGCAGCCGAAUUCUAAACUGUCGGACGUGUGAGGAGCUACGUCAUCGCUACACUCAAUACCAAAAAACAGGCAUUACCAACAUGUGAACCUCACGAAAUGUGCGUGCGAUAACAUCAAACCAUUCCGCAAACCUCUCUCCUAAACCUAGUCCCCCUCCCAAUCGCCUCCCUCCUCGCGAUACCUAUGCUUUCCUCCUGGUCCACAUCGCUCAACCUGAUCUUCCUCUCACUGGCAUGGACCACAAUGGCCGCCACAUACUCCCCCUUACAGCUCGAGCUCUUUGGCCCCAUCGCGCUUCGACUAACGCUCUACAUCUUGCCCUCGCUCAUCUUUCUGACCUUCGACAUCGGUGUGCCCAGCCUAGCCGUCGAAUUCAAAGCGCAUGGCAAAUGGGGCAUCGCGACGAAUCAACGGGGUGGGAAGAGGAAACUGAGGAGGGUUGUACUGUGGAGUGUAGGGAAUGUGAUGGCGUGUGUGGUCCUGCAGGCGGCGAUUGAGUGGGUGGUUACGGAUGUGCUCAGGAUGAAGAGUUUGUUGUUGAUCAAGGGGAGUAGGUGGGGGUUGAAUCAUUUGCCAAAUCCGUGGACGAUGGUCAAGCAUGCGCUGGCUGGGGUGCUGGCGCACAAUGUGCUACAGUACUAUAUCCACACCCACUUGCUGCACUCACCAAGUGGUGGCAGGCUGGCGGACUGGCAUGCAAACUGGCACCACAGCGUUCAAGUACCGUACUCGUUUGUUGCGAAUUACGACCAUCCGGUAUGCCAUGCUGUGCACAGAUGGCUGCCGCUGUACCUCCCUGCUGUCGCGCUGCGGAUGCACAUUCUGACCUACCUUCUCUUGAUCGCUUUCUUCAGUCUUGAAGAGACAUUUGUGUACUCGGGUUACAACGUCCUGCCAUCGACGAUCAUGAUCCGUGGUAUGGCGCGCCGCACCGAUGCACACAUGCUUAGCGAGGGAGAUGGCAACUACGGUAGCGUUGGCAUUUUGGACUGGUGUCACGGGACCACGCUUGGAAAGGACGUUAUGGAGGACUUGAAAGCGGAGAUGGAGAAGCACGAUGCUGAAGAGAAGACAGGAAGGGUAAUCGAUGGAGCGGGGGAUGCGGUCAGUGGCCUCGCAGCCAGGAUCAAGUCGAAGGCCCGUAAGGGUAGGAGUAGGAAGUGAGGGCAGUAAGGCUAUGAAGAAAAUUGAUCUUCGGUUGCGGUUCGG
Molecule: messenger RNA, 1230 nt
Organism: Didymella exigua CBS 183.55
Lineage: Eukaryota; Fungi; Ascomycota; Dothideomycetes; Pleosporales; Didymellaceae
Product: sterol desaturase family
Exons: 3
Coding region: 205-1185 (326 amino acids)
Biological process (GO): ergosterol biosynthetic process
Molecular function (GO): C-4 methylsterol oxidase activity; iron ion binding
Source: RefSeq, a predicted model, not a curated record